This is a messenger RNA of Funneliformis mosseae, 1839 nucleotides long. The record is from the annotation of a GenBank genome assembly. NCBI's taxonomy places the organism in Eukaryota, Fungi, Glomeromycota, Glomeromycetes, Glomerales, Glomeraceae.
AUGGAAACCCAUUGGAAAAAACUAUUAUGGAGUCCUAUACAUAAAGCAAAAGCGAAAAUGGAUUAUCAUAGUAAACAUCCUAUGGACUUAUGUUUUAAUGCUGGUGAAAUCAUCGAAGUUCUUGGCAUUGAGAAUGAAGACUGGUGGAAUGGAAGUAUACCAAACUCAGAAAGGUCUGGAGAUUUUAAAUUUGGCUCUUUUCCAAAAAUAUUUGUAGAAGUUGUAGAACCCACUGGCGAUUCUCAACAACAAAAAAUUAUUGUUUCUUCUAUAAGAAAUAAAAUUAAUUCAAAACCUAGCUUGCCUCCAAGAAGAAAGUCAACUAUAAUUUCAGAUGACAACUCUACCGUUUCUAAUAAUAAUAAAAAAUCCGAUAUUUUCAGUAAACUACCGGAUUUACUGAACAAAUUACCGGAACUAUCUAAUCCCAGUUAUUCACAGAAGAAUAAUUCUUCACGUGGGAGUGUGACCGAAAGACCUGCCACGCCGAUUAAUAUUGAUCAUAAUUAUACUAUAGACUCUUAUGAAGAAUUUGAUGAACUAACGAAUCCUGUCAGUCUAUGUGAACCAGUCGUUACAGAUGAUUUUGAAGGCUUCUUUGAUGCAUCGGUUGUUGAUUUUUCAAUUAUCGAUGAAUAUGCGCGAGAAACUCCAGAAUUAGAAUCAAAAACGAUAAAAGGAUUGUCUCAUUAUCUUACAUCUGUGUGGGACCAUCCUUUAUAUAAAUUACGAGCAAUAUUUGUAUGGAUUACAGACAACAUCUCUUAUGAUUGUGAAUCAUUUUAUUCAGGACGGCGGUCUGCUAAUGGUGCGAAAGAUGUAUUAAAGAAUAGAAUGGCCGUGUGUGCCGGUUAUUCUGAGUUGUUUUAUGAGUUAUCAAAUGCAGCUGGGUUAAAUGUAAUAAAGGUUAAUGGAUGCGCUAAAGGUGCCGGAUAUCAAAUUGGAGAUGAUGUAUCGAGUUAUGGACAUGCAUGGAACGCUAUAUUGUAUGAAGGAGAAUAUUUGUUGAUAGAUAGUACAUGGGGAGCUGGACAUGUUAAUAAUAAACAAUUUAAUAAACAUUUUAACCCAUUUUAUUUCAUGUGUUCUCCUAUGAAAAUGAUAUUUAAUCAUUUACCAACAAACCCUAAACAUCAAUAUUUACAACCAACAAUUUCAUCGGAGGAAUUUUUGAACUUACCUUUUGUUAAGCCUCAAUAUUUUGAAAACGAAAUAAAUUUUACAAGAUGGCCUGGUAGUAUAGCUGAAACAUCGAAAGAUAAAAUAUCUUUGGAAUUUGAACACGCAAUGGUCGAAAAUAAUGUCGGUCAUUAUUCUGCUAAACUGGAUUGGAAUGGACAAAGUACGCUGGCUGUUGUACAAAGGUUAACGCGAUUAAGUCUCAAUGGAGGAAUAUUAUAUAGAAUAUUAUGUAAUAUUCCUAGUAAAGGGGAUGGAAAUCUCUCUUUAUUUUAUUUCCCUCAUGGAUCAAACCAGGGUUCAGCUGUAACAACUUUAAAAGUGAUAAAUUAUGGAACAGGAUCAAAUUACAAACCAUUUGUACUUAUAUACAAUCAACUUUCACUUUCAAUUAUGACGCCAUUAGAACAGACACUUGAAUAUAACAAAAAAGUUAGAUUCGAAGUUAAUGUAUUCGGAGAGCAUCCUACUCCAAAAUUGUUAGUAUGUGAGCAAUCAUUUAAAACAAAAAAGUAUUUAAAAAUAGUUGAUAAAAAUGAUGAUCAAGAUUAUGUUACCUUUGUUGGAGAUGUUAUAAUAAAUGAUAAAGGAAAUUGGAAUUUAGCUUAUGAAGGUAGUAAUAAUUAUUAUAACUAUAUUGCUACAUAUGAAGUCAAAUAA